AUGCACUGGAACAUUCUUCUGGCUACUGUCGUUUUAGCUUCAGUCUCUAUCGACAUUAAGAAAGUAAAGAAAUCUUCCCAAGAGACCUUUGACGAUCUUAAAGAAUUUAGUAUGCAUAUUCGCAAUUCAAGCUUAUACAAAUCAAACGGAGCCGCAAAAAGCGAAAUUACGAAUUAUGUGAAUGUAGGUUUUAUUUAGGCCCAAUAUUUUGGAGAAAUACAAAUUGGGACUCCUCCAGUCUCUUUUAAGAUGAUUUUUGAUACCGGAAGCUCUUGGCUGUGGGUUGUGGGUAAAGGCUGUGAGCUUUGUCAUGAAUCCAAGCAGUUUGAUGAGUUAAAGUCGACAAGCUAUAGCUCAAAUGAUGAGGAAAUUAUUUUGAGCUAUGGGCAAGGAACUGCAUUUGGGCUAGUAAGUACUGAUAAUGUUUUUAUUGGGGAUAAUACAGAUUUGAAAGCCAUGAAUCAAUAAUAUGUUUUAUAUUGAAUAUAUAAAUUCAGCUGAAUAUAAAUAAAAAUAAAAUUAUGAUUGAUAUAACUGCAGCUUAUUUUUUGCUUUAAAUAGGCUUUGAAUGGAUUUUUUAUAAUAUUUAUUUUGAAGCACAAAGGUGUAUAUACAUUUUAUAGCAAAAAAAAAUUAAAAUAAAAAUUUACUGAAAUUGAUAUAUUUCGUUCUCGUUGUACAAGAUAUGGAUUUUGAUAAUCUAUGUACUUUUAUAAUGAAAUUUUUAAUUGCUAUUUCUUGCUAAUUAUUAAUCAUUUUUUCAAAAUAUAGUAUAGAAGCAGAUGGGAUUCUUGGCCUAGGGUUUUCUGGUCUUAGUAAUAACAAAAGUCCUUUAAUUCAGACCCUUAAAGAGCAAGGAGUAAUCCGCAAUGCAAAUUUCGCAAUUUAUUUAAAUGACGCUGGAUUUGAAGAAAAUGAUGACGAUAUUGAACCCAAAUCAAAUAUGAUGAUAGAUGGAUAUAACUUACUCCUCCCUUUGUGAGCGCACAAAGCUAUUAGAAAAAUCCCUAUUUUUUGGGUAAAAACUCACCCUCUAUGAGGAAACAAAAUUUUUUAUGAAAUAUAUAAGUGGGUAAUUAUUAUAAUGCCUUAUUAAAGGCGAUCGAGUAUCUAGAAGAAAAAAGAAGUUGAAAAACAAAACAGAGCUGAAACAAGCUAAAAUUACGGAUUGAAUAAAGCAUGGUAGUAAAGGCUAUUAGGUAGCGAUUGCUUCUAUAUAUAAUAGAUAAUUAUUACAAUGAAAUCUCUUGGUAAUUCUGUUAAAUUUUAAAACAGCUUGAUUAUAAAACAUAAAUUAAAUUAAUUUGCUUUUAAAAUAAUUAUAAAUUUAUAUAUAUUUUUUUUUUUAAAAAUGCAUUAGCCCCUCAUGAUUGAACAAAAUAUUAUUGUUCGCUCAUGGUAAGGAUUAGGAAAAUACUCAACUGAGAAAAAAUUCAAAUAUGUAGACUUAGUUUCAGCGCUCUACUGGGAAGUAGAAAUUUCUAAUAUAAAUUUCAAUGGGACCGUAGUUAAUAAUAUGACUGAUACAACUGCUAUUAUUGAUACUGGGACUAGCCUAUUAUUAGCUCCAUUUGAAGAUUUUGAGAAAAUUUCUAGCUAUUUUCAGGAGAAAUUUCAGUGUUUUGAUUUUUUUGGAUUUUUGUUUUGCCCAUGUGAAACAAUAGAACUUUAACUUAAAUUAUAGGUCUUAGCUGGCUCGCCUAUAGAUAACUCAGUCACCAGGGAUCCCCAGGGGAUUCACCCUCUUUGCAACUUCAACAGAGAGAACUUUGUAUGAUUAGCUUGUCAAGAAUAGGACUAUGCUCCAUCUUUCCUCUUCUUCACUGCGAGAUAUCAACACCUAUGAGAUAGGGCUCUUUGUCUCCAUCUCCUCCUUAACUUGCCGGCUCCAGUAUUAAGUGGAGGGCUAUAAACCUCUAAUGCUUGUGCUUAGGCAAACGAAGGUUGUCUACACAAAAAUUCCAAAAAAUUGGAAUUUCUGGCCAUCUCUGAAAAGACAAAUUAAUUUGAAUAGUUUAGGCAUUACCUGUAGAUGCUACUAAGCUUCCCCUUUCCAACUCUGAUCUCCUUUCCCUCAAGUAAAUUCCAAUCCUGAAAGCCGACUAAGGCUAUGCUCUGUACAUUACCAGAAAAUAUUGCCCCAACAAUGCCCAGCUGAGACGUCAUUUUUUAUAUUUAAACCAAUAGAACAAAAAGACGAAUAUCCAAGCCUUGAAUUUAAUUUAGGAGAUCAUGCCUUUGAAAUCCCUCCAAGCUCCUAUUUUAUGCAAAUAAAUGAAACUUGCUUUACCCUAUUAAUGCCUUUUGAAGCUCCGUUUUGGGUUUUAGGUGAUGUUUUUAUAAGGAACUACUACAUUCAAUUUGAUAUGGAAAAGUCAAGAGUUGGGCUUGCAAAAGCAGUGACUGCCAAAAAUCCUAAAGAAGAUGCCCAUUAUGGAUGGAUUAGCUUAUUAGUGAUUAUCCUCAUUGUUGUUAUAAUUGUUACUUUAGGAGUGCUAUUUGAAAGGAAAAUGAGUCAUGGAGAACAAAAAGAUGCGCCACUAUUGACUGAGCAGCCAAAAACCCAGGCACAAAGGGCAUCUGAAGAAGCGAGACUUUAG
Blepharisma stoltei is the source of this 2600-nucleotide messenger RNA. Lineage: Eukaryota; Ciliophora; Heterotrichea; Heterotrichida; Blepharismidae. The record is from the annotation of a GenBank genome assembly.